AUGUACAUGUUGAUCGAACACCCUGAUAUUGAACGUCGCCUUCGCCAAGAAAUCUUCGAUACUGUCGGAAAUAGUGGUAGACCAAGCGAGGAAACUCUUCGAAUUGUUGCUAGUCAUCCCUCUGACUGCGAUGUAGAGGUCCUGAGACUUUACCCGCCCAUACCACUGAAUUCCAGAUUGUCCAACAAAGACAUCGUAUUCCCUCCCAUCGGAGUGGGGGAAAAACCAAUCUUCAUCCCGAAGAAUACAACUUGUCUUUUCCACAUCAUCAAUAUGCACCACCGGACCGAUCUGUGGGGUCCCGACGCCUUGAAAUUCGAUCCUGACCGGUUCCUGGACGAGAAGUACCAGAAGUACCUCGCUCACAACGCACACAUAUACGCUCCAUUCGGAACUGGACAAAGGUUAUGUCUUGGACAACAGUUCGCAAUUAACGAAGGGUCGUAUUUCCUGGUUCGCCUCCUGCAGCGCUUCACCGGGUUUACACUGGAGAGGGAUAUCACCGCCAAGCCUCCGCCAGAAUGGGUUUCGUGCUAUGGCUUGAAGGGAAGGGAGAAGAUACGAAUCGUGCCCCCAAGUGGGACACUUGUCCCGGGAGGCCUUUGGAUUCGUAUGCGAGAAUUGGACAUGAUACUGGGAGGCGCCAAUUUGGACGUGUAUAGCCGAAUUGUCUUUGAUCCCUGUCCGAACCCUUGCGAGAAGUCUUCUGAAAAUGAAGACAAGUGA
This is a messenger RNA of Cyclocybe aegerita, 726 nucleotides long. The record is from the annotation of a GenBank genome assembly. Lineage: Eukaryota; Fungi; Basidiomycota; Agaricomycetes; Agaricales; Hemipholiotaceae.